AGUAGUCCUGUGCCUGCUGCGGAGCUACACACCCAACCGCGACAGUAGGGAGUCAGAGAACACGAGGAGAAUUAAAGAAAUUACUACAUGUCCUAAAGGAAAGGUAAUCGUUUAACGGAUUAAAUAUUCCGACUGGAGCUUGUGGUGUAUUGCGUGAAGACACGGGGCAUUUAUAAAUUACUCUUCGUAGCCUUCAUGAGGUUGACUGCGCAGCGUUUGGCGUGCUACUCUGUGUUUGAUAAAUAUUCCUAAUAGAGGUGCUUUUUACUGUCCCUGCUACACAAAAGAACUGGACAUAUCAAGGAGAGUGAUUGGAGCCAGAAAGCAUGGAAUAGACUGUCAGUGAAAGAGUGGACAAGAAAUUAGCCCUUUUUUCUCUUGGAAAUCGUUCGUAAGUUCUGCUUCCGUCCAACUGUUCCUACUGUGGACUCUGAAAGCAGCCCAAGAUGUCUGUUCCGAAUGUUCUAGCCAAGGCCCUCUACGACAAUGUGGCGGAGUCUCCAGACGAGCUGUCCUUCCGCAAGGGGGACAUCAUGACGGUGCUGGAGCGCGACACGCAGGGCCUGGACGGGUGGUGGCUCUGCUCGCUGCACGGCCGCCAGGGCAUCGUCCCCGGCAACCGCCUCAAGAUCCUGGUGGGCAUGUACGACAAGCAGCAGCAGCCGGCGGGGCAAGGCGGGCAGCAGCAGCAGCUGGCCAUGCCCACGUCACAGGCCGGCCCGGGGGGGCUCAACCAGCUGGGCGUCACUGCCCAGGCCUACGCCAAGCCGCCGCCGGGGUCGCAGUACACGGCCAUGCACCCGGCGCCCGCCAACUCGGACAGCAUCUACAUGCUGCCACCCAACCACGGCAAGCCCGCGCUCUCCAGCGUCUACCAGGUGCCCCUGGGCCCCCAGGCGCCACCCAAGGCCCCCAUGCUGGCACAGAAGCAGUACUUGGCCAAGGACAUCUACCAGGUGCCCCCGUCCAUAGGCGGGCUGGCGCAGCAGGAUAUCUACCAGGUGCCCCUGUCGGCCGUGGGUCAGGGCAUGGGGCAGGACAUUUACCAGGUGCCCCCGUCGGCAGGGGGGCCAGGCAUAGGGCAGGACAUUUAUCAGGUGCCCCCUUCCAUGAACCCCUCUCAGGACAUCUACCAGAUCCCCCCCUCGCUGGAGAAGAGGAACUGGGACCCCUCCAAGCCCAUGGGGAAGGUGGUGGUGCCCACCCGCGUUGGCCAGGUGUACGUGUACGACACGGUGAAGGGGGAGCAGGACGAGUACGACGUGCCCCCGCGCCACAUGCCCCCAGGAUCCCAGGACAUCUACGACGUGCCACCCACCCGUGCCCAGUACCAUCAGCAGCAGGUGUAUGACACUCCCCCCAUGGCAGUGAAGGGCCCCCCCAGUAAAGAAGGUGGUCAGGACAUCUACGACACACCACCCAGUGUUGUGGACAAGCAGACAGUGUAUGACUUCCCGCCCUCGGUCAGUAAGGACGUGCCGGACAGCCCCAUGAGGGACGAGACGUACGACGUGCCGCCCCACUUUGCCAAAAUGAAGGCCCUGGACGGCCACGGCUACCUGCCCGCGGGCCCCGAGCCCCUCAUCCCCGAGGACGUGUACGACGUGCCCCCGGCCAUGAUGGGCAAGCGCCAACCUCGGGACGGGCAGGAGAUCUACGACAUCCCCGCCAGCCUGCGCAAGGGCGGGCCGCCCGGCGAGCCCCUGCCGGCCGUCCCUCAGCCGGCGCAUGACGUCUACGACUUCCCCCGCGAGCGGAGCGAGGACCAGAACGAGUACGUGUACGACGUGCCCCCGCAGGUGGUGCGCGACGCGGCCGGUGGCGGCGGCGUCGGCGGUGCCAGCGACGAGCAGCUGGCGCUCAACUUCAAGCGUCUGUCGGCGUCCAGCACGGGCAGCACGCGCAGCAACCUCUCCACGUCCUCGCUGGACACGGUGCCCGUGCGCGACGGCGCCCCGGCGUCCCACGCCGCGCGCCCGCUGGUGCUGGACCUGGAGCAGGCCAUGGAGCGGCUGCAGCGGCUGCAGCAGGCGGUGGAGGGCGCCGUGGCGGCGCUCAUCGCCUACGUCAGCGGCAACUGGCGCAGCGCGGCGCAGAUGGAGGCCAACCUGCCCGGCCUGCGCCAGGCCACCGACCGGGCGCGCGCCGCCGUCCGCGACUUCCUGGAGUUCGCCCGCGGCGCCGUGGCCAACGCCGCCCAGGCCACCGACCGCUCGCUGCAGGCCAAGCUGGGCCGCCAGGUGCAGAAGAUGGAGGAGGCCUUCCAGACGCUGGUCAAGCACGGCCAGGCCCUGGACGCCAUCGGCUGGUCGCCCGCCAAGCUGGUGGCCGGGGCGGUGCCCACGACGCCCGGCGGCCAGGGCGACGACCUGGACCGGCUGGUGAUGUGCGCGCGGGGCGUCCCCGACGACGCCAAGCAGCUGGCGUCCUUCCUGCACGGCAACGCCUCCCUGCUCUUCAAACGGACAAACAAGCUGCAGCAGCAGCAGCUGCCCCUGCCGCCGCUGCCCCACUGCGCCGCCGACAACAACAACGUCUCGGCCUAUCAGACGGGCACGCCCGAGCGCGCCAACAUCCAGUCGCGCCCGCUGCCCUCCCCGCCCAAGUUCACCGCCGAGGAGGAGUCGCCCGACCGGCCUUACGAGACCACCGAGGAGGGCUGGAUGGAAGACUACGACUACGUGCAUUUACAGGGUAAAGAGGAGUUUGAAAAGAAUCAGCGGCAAUUAUUAGAGAAAGGGAAUAUUACGAGACACAACAAAACUCAGCUGGAACAGCAACAGCUGAAGCAGUUUGAGCGGCUGGAGCACGAGGUGACUCAGCCGAUCAACCACGACCUCAGCGGCUGGACCCCGGCGGCGCCGCACCCCUCGGGCGGCCCGCGCAGCAAGCUGAGCGCCGGCGACCACCAGCUGCUGCUGUUCUACGCCGAGCAGUGCGAGGCCAACAUCACCACGCUCACCAAUGCCGUGGACGCCUUCUUCGGCUCGGUGGGCGGCAACCAGCCGCCCAAGAUCUUCGUGGCGCACAGCAAGUUCGUCAUCCUCAGCGCGCACAAGCUGGUGUUCAUCGGCGACACGCUGUCGCGGCAGGCCAAGUCGCCCGAGGUGCGCGCGCGCGUGGCCCAGCACAGCAACGCGCUGUGCGACAAGCUCAAGGACAUCGUGCUGAGCACCAAGACGGCGGCGCUGCAGUACCCGUCGCCGGGGGCCGCCCGCGAGAUGACCGAGCGCGUGCGCGAGCUCACCGGCUUCACCCAGCAGUUCCGCAUGGCGCUCAACCAGCUGGUGGCCAUGUGAAGACUUCGCUUGGGGGACGGACGAACGGACGGACAGACGGACGCUCUCAAGGCUGGUGGAGAACUCCUGGACUUGUUGGGUGAAGGGAGUGGACAGAGACACAGUACAGGCCCCCCGUAGGUCUGAACUCUUCUCCCGAGCCCCUUUGAGAGCCCACCAUGUCCACGGUGCUCGUCUGCGUUUAUAAUUCUUUUUUUUUAAAUCCCGUAAGAAAGGACAGCGGACUGUCUGACUGACCCAGGGGUCAGUGGUUGUAAAUUAAUUAUUGUAAAUAUUUAAGUAUACG
This is a messenger RNA of Sardina pilchardus (European sardine), 3585 nucleotides long. It is a transcript of the gene bcar1, whose product is annotated as BCAR1 scaffold protein, Cas family member. Gene Ontology annotation, cellular component: focal adhesion; plasma membrane; cytoplasm. Bases 447 to 3299 code for a protein of 950 amino acids. The record is from RefSeq and is a predicted model, not a curated record. Lineage: Eukaryota; Metazoa; Chordata; Actinopteri; Clupeiformes; Clupeidae. The transcript has 7 exons. Gene Ontology annotation, biological process: cell migration; cell surface receptor protein tyrosine kinase signaling pathway. Gene Ontology annotation, molecular function: protein binding.